Molecule: messenger RNA, 2685 nt
Organism: Mercenaria mercenaria
Lineage: Eukaryota; Metazoa; Mollusca; Bivalvia; Venerida; Veneridae
Exons: 2
Coding region: 307-2331 (674 amino acids)
Source: RefSeq, a predicted model, not a curated record
UAUAAUAUUUGUACGUACAUGUGUCUUAUUUUUUCAAAAGAAAUACUGAAUAACACAGAUCUUUCGUCAGUUCCCUGCCAUUAUAACUUACGAAUAAUAUGUUCGGAAAAUUUGAUUUAAGAUUUUUGAUAUUUGAGUAGAUACAUUGUAGAUAUGUCGGAUUUCGAUAUUUCGGUAUUUAACAGCUGUAUCUUAGUUUAAUUAAGAAGGUUAUUGAUCAUAAUAGCAAAGAGGAAGUCAAAAGAAAUAUGGAUUUUGGGUAGUUUUUAUGAGCAGAAAAGAACAGUCCAAACAAUUAUUUCAAGAAUGGAAGAUAAGGUGGUAAAUGACAAACUGUAUAAAGUACUUCUUGAUGUUGUUGGUACAGAAGAAGACAUUCGUUCGAGACAAGAAAUAUUUAAAUAUAUGGGCAUGAUUAAUAGUUUCGGUGAUAGAGAUUCUAUUUCAAUAUCUGGAGGAAGUCUUUCAGAAGGUUUUGACUUGAAAGGUAGUGACGAAGAUAUUAUGCUUGUCCUCAAGAAUGUAGACGUACUUCCCAUAGACGAGAAAGUGACACUCGAUAAAAAUACUCUCAGAGUAAACAUGCAAGAAGAUGAACAGCGACCCGGAUAUGCAAGCCUGUUUCUGUCUGAGGUUCAAGAAAGCUUUGUUAAUAACGAAGAAAAUACAAAAAGGACGGAAAUACUUAAUAUAAAACGAUCUCUUCAGAAGUCGGGUGGGAAAUGUAUUGUAGCAAGCGCUAGAUUUAGGGGCCAGUUCAUAAGACCUGGUAACACAAGCCAUGGUCCAUGUAUUAGCGACGGAGUACAUGAUUUCGCCAUAAGUUUACACGGAUCCUUCUGGCCGCGGAUUGCAAAACAGAGAGUUACCACAUGUACUAGUAAACGAUGGCUUUCCGACAAAUUAGUGAACGAACUCCUUUCAGCUGGUUGCAUAUAUGUACCUGUUGGACCAAGACAUUAUUAUUCCGGAACAUUAUGGAGAAUGUCGUUUGCCAAAGCCGAAAAGCGCCUAAUUUUGUCAAUGCGACACAUCCAUUGGCUGUGUUAUGGUCUAUUGAAGGUAGUGUUUAAAGAGGGUCUUGGUAAAACGCUUACGGACGAGGAUAUCAUAUGUUCUUAUUAUCUAAAGACAUGCCUUUUCUGGUUGAUUGAAGAAACAGAUAACGAUGAGAAGGUCUGGAACAAGGACAAUCUAUUUACUUGCUACAUGAUGUGUCUUGACCAGCUAAUCAAAUGGGUAGAGACGUGUAACUGUCCUAACUAUGUGAUACCUGAUAACAAUAUGUUCAAAGGAAAGGUACACGAAAAUAACAAGCCGGACAUUUUGAAAACUCUCGUUCAAUUGAAAUGCUCUGGAUAUGAAGGAUUAUACCUUUGCGAAUCUUUACGCCCAUACAUGGAAACAACAACACCAAUGACAGCAGCAGAACGUGAAGCUAAACUAGAUUUUCUGUGUUUCAGAGUAUUACACGUUUAUCCGUUCGACGACAUGGAGCUAUUGAUAUCUGCACUGGAAAGAAUGGAAAAGGAAUAUGACAAGCAAGUACAACCUUUUGCAAAAGGAGUAAUCGGCUGCCUGGUAUCUUCUCUUCGUCAAGAGCUAGCGCAGAUGAUACAUGUAGCUGGAGAUGGUGAACAGUGUAAAGAAUUACGACGGCUGCAAAAAGAACAUUUACGGAAAGGGUGCAGGUCAGACCGACUGUGUGGUCUUAUUCUACUAGCAUCUUUUCAUUGUACAACUAGAAACUACUACACGGCACUUGAAAUACUGAAUACUGUCAGCCCCAAAAUAACGCCUGAUGCCGGUCUGAUGCUUCGCCGAAAUCCGUUUUACACGGAAGAAGAGAUACGUAUUUACACUGAAAAGUUCUGUGGCCGAGGUUUGAGUUUAGAAAACAAAUUCAAUGAUGCGUUAGUGAGGAAAUUGGUACUUCUUGACAAUUCUUCAAUUGUUCCUGAGGAAUUUCAGCCAGAAGUGUUCAACUAUCGUCCUCUGAAUAUGAUUUCCCCUACAGUGUAUGCAUAUUCUUUGAAGUUUGUAUGCUAUCACCAUUCUAAUGACGAACAGAAAGCACUGGAAACACUGGCAAUUCUAGAUCACAUUAUUGAAACACGGUUCCUCAUCACAUCAGUCGGGGCCGUUUACUCCACUGAUUGUACAGUUGUCGGUGCAUGUUAUGAGGCGCAAGGAAAUUACGAUACCGCUAGAAAGUAUUACACAACAGCUUUAAACUGUGAUCAAGUUUGUAGAAGUACGAAAUACCGCCUGCAGCGUCUUGAAAAACGACUUGCCAGCCCUCCUAAACACGAAUGUUACCAUGAUAUUUAGUCUUAAAAAAUGACUUGCCAGCCCUCCUAAACGCGAACAUUACAAUGGUGACAGGCCAGUCCUUCUGAACUCGAACAUUACAAUGAUGCUUAGUCUUGAAAAACGACUCGUCAUCUCUACUGCAGAGACUACUUAGUUUAAAAUUAAAUGUACAUUAACUCACAUAAAAUAAAGAAAGGCAAUACACCAAGCUUGUUUAAAGUGAAGAAGUGUUUGGCUGAAAAGGUUGCAAAGUCUUUCAUUAGGGUUACAUAAUUGCGUAGCUAUUUUCAUUUGGUUUGAGCUAAGCGACGAAACAGAUACUAAUUCCUACUGAAAUUCUGUAUAAUUAAUAAUAAAUAAUUUAUUAUUAUA